Messenger RNA from Nymphalis io (European peacock), 1020 nucleotides. RefSeq lists its product as uncharacterized. The transcript is spliced from 2 exons. NCBI's taxonomy places the organism in Eukaryota, Metazoa, Arthropoda, Insecta, Lepidoptera, Nymphalidae. The coding region runs from base 187 to 654 and encodes 155 amino acids. The record is from RefSeq and is a predicted model, not a curated record.
UGUUAAAGUUUUACUUUUUCGUUUUGUCAAAUAAAGACUAAUAAUGGCGAACUGGAUAUGCUAUAACGGAAAUAUAUUCUUACAUAACAUAACCAAGCUAAGAUUGCAUAUAAAGUCGUGACAGUCAAGUUUUAUCAUUCGCAGAGUGCUUUCGUGCUUACUUUAAAAUAAAUUAGUGUAUUUAAAAUGUCGAAAAGUGACGUAAUUAUUAUUUUUGCAACAGUUAUAAUGUGUUCCGUAUCGAAUGUGGUAGUAAAUCCUAUGGAAGGCACUAUGAUUUUCCUAACAAAGGAUAUUAACGUGAAACCAUCGCCUGUUCUUACAUUCGCAUCAACUAUGGAGAACAUAAACGCAGCUGCCGUUCAAGUACCUAAUACAGAGAUACGAGCAACUCAACCGGUACAGAUACUACCAACAGACUUGGUACCUCCAGUAAACGUAGCCUCGAACAAUCACGCCUUAGGUUCGCAUACCAUUGAACCGACGCCAAAGCUAGCGCCCAUGAUAUUAACCGAUGAAAAAGUAUUGACAUUACAACCAGUUCAUGCUAUAGCACCAACUCAAGUAGUCAAAACAGUCACUACAAAAUCAUAUGAAGAACUAUUAAGAGAUUUAAUUGCAAACAAGUUUUUUGUUACAGCAAUAGGAAUAUAAAUAAAAGGCGUGUGAUUGAAGUUGAAGAACAAUGAAAAAAAACCCCAAAUUUUCGACUGAUCAUCUUAUAAUCAAGUUUAGAGUACUUAAAUUACAUAUAAUUAUAGACACAAGGUUGUUAUGUAUGUUUAUAUUUCGCUUUGUAAGUGAGCACAAUGCAUAGGAUUCCCCAAGUGACUGGAUAAACCAGUCUUAAAGGCCAUUUACAUUAUAAUUUAUGUGAUGUUUUCGAACUCAUAUAUGGCGUGAAACCCAUCACAGAAUAAAAUUACAUUGCAUUGUAAAAGUUUUAAGAUGGCAUCGGACAAAGUUUGUGAAGUUAAAAUAUCGUUUAUUAUUAAAGUCUUUUAAAUAACUUUUAAGUGA